Molecule: messenger RNA, 570 nt
Organism: Balearica regulorum gibbericeps (East African grey crowned-crane)
Lineage: Eukaryota; Metazoa; Chordata; Aves; Gruiformes; Gruidae
Source: RefSeq, a predicted model, not a curated record
UUCGCGGUGGUGAACGUCUCGGUGGGGCUCUUGGGGGCCCUCGCCUACUUCCUCACCUACGUGGCCUCCUUCCACCUCGCCUACCUGUUCACCGUCCGCAUCCACGGCGGGCUGGGCUUCCUUGGGGGAGUCUUGGUGGCCCUCAAGCAGACGAUGGGGGACAGCACCGUCCUGAAGGUGCCCCAGGUCAGAAUGAAGGCUGUCCCCGUGCUCGUGCUCCUUCUCCUGGCUCUGCUGCGGCUCACCACCCUCGUCGAGAGCAAUGUACUGGCCUCGUACGGCUUCGGGCUCCUCUCCAGCUGGGUCUAUCUCCGUUUCUACCAGCGGCACAGUAGAGGCCGUGGAGACAUGUCCGACCACUUCGCCUUUGCCACUUUCUUCCCCGAGAUCCUGCAGCCCGUGGUGGGUCUGGUGGCCAACCUGGUGCACGGCAUCCUGGUGAAGGUGAAGGUCUGCCGCAAGACGGUCAAACGCUACGACGUGGGCGCCCCGUCGUCCAUCACCAUCAGCCUGCCAGGGACGGACCCUCAGGAUGCUGAGAGGAGAAGGCCGCUCGCCCUGCUUCCAUAG